GAAAUGCAUGAAGUAUGGAAGGACCUUUGAUCAAACAGGUAAUCUUAUUUCCCAUAAGAUGAUCGACAUAAGGGAGAAGGUAGAUCAAUAACCAUCAUCCACAAUUCCUCCCUUUGCAGGUACAUUUCCAUCUUUAUACACCAGGAGAGGUAGUUUGUCUCAUUCAGCUGAGACACCACGAAAUCUCCUGUUACGCUAACAAGCCAUGUUGAUUGUUUCCAUUACAAGCACUAACAAAGCAUGAUAAACACCCCCUCUGAUUCUGGAGCAAGCUCCCAGUGGGUUUCUCUUGUCUCUGGUCUCUCUAAUCACUCUGGGCUUUUCUCUGUUCUGGGCCCAUAACCUGUCAAAGUUUGCCAAAGUUUGCCCAGCUUUACUACGUGAAACAACCCAGGAGCAAUAACAGCCAACAGAGGUUUGUUAUAAAUAGUGGUUUUAUCUACAAAAAAAUAUACUUUACAUAUACAUACUACUGGCAGAACUCGAGCAAUUAGCAAUUUAGAACGGAGAAGAAAGGGGGCAGGAGAAACACAUACUAACAAGGCCUCUUAUUAUACAGGCUCUUAAAGUGAUAACAGCCAAAAACCUUGCUGACUCAUUACAUCAGUGCAUCAUCAUUGCCUCAUCCUAGCAGCUGGUCAACUCUUAAACUAUCCUGACAAACUGCUUGGUUAGCUAAGGUGACCUGUGACACGAGGGAGGUGGAUAGUAUCUAUUCUUUACUUAUACCCAAAAUGCUGGAAUUAUUCAAUGUUGGUUUCACCUUUGACCGUGCCGAUAUGAUGUAUCCAAGGAACUGGAUUUUUGAGGAAGUCAUGGCCUCAGGGUCUUGAAUUGGUUGGAAGCAUUACUCAGAACCAUGACAUAGUUUUAUUAAGAGAAAGCAGUGUUAGGGGAAUGCGGGUGCAUAUUAAAUUCCCUUAACUAGUCAGCCUACUGGCCAACCCAGGUAAUUCUUGAUUUACAAUAAUUUAUUAAGUAGCCAUUCGAACAUCCUCCCUCCCUCUCAAAUUAGGCAUACUCCAGAGAAUCAGAAUGAAAACCACUCCAUGUGUGCUAACGUUGUAAAGGAUCAAUCAAGAAGGAAGAUUUUUGGAAAUCAAUGCGGACCAAAAUAACAUGAAAUUAAGAAUAAUUACUUCAAAAAAAUUACUUCAGUCCUGCCUGAUGAAACACACAGAAAUGUGAAUGGAACUUUCUCUGGGAUGUCAAGAUGCCAAAAAUAAUCCAACCUGCCAAUAAAGGAGGAAAUGUGUAGGUUACGGUUGAAAUGAGAGGUCCUUGGUGCUGAGCUUGAUUGUUUUGUUGCAGACAUUUCAUUACCCAAACUAGGGAACAUCAUCAGUGCACCAACCAACCUCAGAGGGCUCUAAGAAUGCCUCCAUCCAACUUCCGUCUACUAUCAAAUUAAGAUCUGAGUCAACCAGUAUGAAUGCAGAGGCAGGUCUCUUUUGGUCAAAGACCUCUUAUGAUGUGAUGGAAUAAUGACAGAUGUUAAUAUAGAAUGUAUACAAAAAGCUUCAGGGUGAAUAAUUUGUCUUUCAACCAAAGGGCCAGAAUGAACAGAAGCUGCAUGGGGCAAAAGAAUUGUUUCCACCAUUAGUGCCACAUUUUUCUCUUUAUGGUGUGCCAGAAACUUGGAAACUGUAUAACGGUAACUUUAAAAAAAUUACUUAUCAGUGGUGUGGUUACUAACUAAACAUUCAUAAAAUUCUGUUUCUUUUCAUUGCAUUAAAAUUACUAACACACUAAAGUGUUUGGACAGCCUUGGGGUGUGCGCAUAUUUCAGCUCCUAGUGGGUUGAAGCUGUUUUUCAAAAUAUGGAUCAUUAAACUUUGUGUCAAGCUGCAGAAAAAAAGAAAUAGAUGCAAAAAAUCAAAGGUUACCUCCAUUCUUUUUAAAUUGGUUUUAAUCACCUUGUCUAUCAUUUUAAAUUCUUUCUUUCACUCACUGUGUGUCUUUGUGUGUUGACACCAAAUGUGCUCAAAUCUUUUCAUUUUCUCUUUUUAUUUAUGGUUUAAUGAUAUAUCCCUGCCUUAAAUUCUUCAAAGGGCUUAGGCUUUCUAGUCUUGAGUUUCCUACGCAAUCCUUAUGUAAAAAAAUAAAUAAAUCCCCAUCAUAGUUUAGAUUUAUAGUCCUUUUUUACAAUCUUCCCGUCUUAAUUUUGCAAUUCCAUGUUUUCUCCUGCCAGAGAUGAAACACCAUUUCCCUUCUUCAUUUCUCAAUUAAAGAACCUGGUUAUGAGGUAACAUUUCUGGAAUAUCCAUGAGUUUCAGUUUUUCCUUCAUUUUGGAACUGGUCUUUUUUCUCUUUGUUCAGAGUGACUGUGAUGGGUCAUUGAGAGGGGUCUUUUCCCCUACUCCCAUGCCCAUCAUCCUUACCCUCUCCCCCUCAGACGGACUCCUCUUUCCUGUCCUUUCUAGAAUCCUGGCACUUUGCACCAAAUCCACCAAGGGGCAGUCUCCGCCAAGAGAAGGGAACUUCCAAGUGCUUUGCUUCACUACUGGCCCAGUGAAGGGCAAUCUUCCUUUGCUUUCAUCAGAAGCGGCUGGAGGGUUGUCUGUUCUUUCUGGUGCCCCCUUCGCUGUGAGGCUGACUGAAUAAUUUGAGAAAGGCACCUGUAUGUAUUGAAUUAAAGAAAUAAAAGACAAAUCAAUAAAAAACCAAUCUUGUUCCUCACUGUGGCCUUUCUGCCUUGUAUCCCAUCUUCCUCCCCUUCCGGCCAGAGUUUGCAACAAUUGUGAGAUACAAGCUGGGUUUUCCAAGGGGUUCUUGGUCCUCGUCUUCCGAUAGCCCGUCCGUUUCUGACAGGAUUUGGCCCAUUUUGAGGUCUCCUCCAAUCUCCGCUGAGCCUUUAGGGUGGCUGUUCGUGAGGGAAGCGAAUUCAAAUCCUCCAGAGAGAUUUUUUCUUCAUCUCCACAGAUGAUUCGGGACAGGAAGGAGAGGGAGAGGGAGCAAAUUGCUGCCUCUGAAGGCGCCAAAACCUUUUUGUGACAGGGAGCCAUUGACAGGGACUUUCCUCCUACUCCCAUGCUCUUCAUCCCUGGGCUCCUCUUUCCCGCGCUUUCCAGUUGAAUCCUGUAAAUUUACGCGAAGUCCACCAGGGGGCGUUUUCUGCGAAGAGGAGGGAACUCGCGUAGAUUCCACAUCAGCCCAACGGAGGGCGAAGGUCACAGAGGCGGCGGCGAAGGGAGUGACGUCACAAACGAUUGCCGCUCUAGGGCGCCGCACUCGCUUCUCCUUAACCCCUGUGGCUCCGCAAGAGGCGGACAGGCUGCGGGAGAGUCCGGCGCGGGUGCGGGGGGGGGGAUCCAGACGCGCCCCGGGUGACUUGGGGGCUCUUCCCGUGCAAAGGGAGGCCGAGGAGGGAAGAGACCCGCGCCCGGCCCUCCUCCGGCUUCAACCCCGGGUCCCAUGGUCCCCAGCCGCUCUCUCCAGGCGGGGCUGGGGCGUGGGAAGCGGAGCUCCGGAGCAGCCGCGUUGUCAUCCGGAAGAACCGGAGAUUCCCAGGAAGGCGGCGGGGAUCUGGGGUGGCCCUUCCCUCCCCGUGUUUAGAGUUGGCCUCGCGGAUCCUGGUGUAGAGAGAAGAGAAGCUGGGCAAGGCAGGAUUCGCACCAGGGGCUGGAGGAGACUCCUGCUGAUCCACCAAAAUGAUCUCUUGGUCAAAGAGAGCGGAGUAACGUGCUGUGGGUCGGUCCUGGGGCAACAGAAAUGGUCCCGUGAAUGAAAGGUGUUGGGAGAUCCACAAGAUUCCUUGGAUUCCUUGGCGUCGCUUUACGGGACGGAAAAAGGAUGGAGAGAACACCUUUAGCCUGUGGUGAGAGAAAAGGUGCUUCUGGGAUCCAGCCUGGGAGCUGUCCGCAGAUCUGGACAAGAACUGGGCAGAAGAUCCUGGAGGGGGAAACCAUCCUCCUUUCAGAAGUUCAGCCCUGGAACUUCAGGAGCCUCCAAUAUCAGCAGGCUGAGGGUCCCCGAGGGCUUUGCAGCCGACUCCAUGACUUUUGUCGGCGAUGGCUGAAACCAGAAAAGCACACCAAAGCCCAGAUGCUGGACCUGGUGGUUCUGGAGCAAUUCCUGGCUCUUUUGCCCCUCCGGAUGGAGAGCUGGGUACGGGAGUGUGGAGCAGAGACCAGCUCCCAAGCGGUGGCCCUAGCGGAAGGCUUCCUCCUGAGCCAGGCGGAGGAACAGAAGGAGCAGGUCGAGUUGCAGUCCUUUGCUGUGGAGAUCAGAGACUGCGGGGGAAGGAGGAAUCCAUCAAAUCCUCCUCAGGAGCUGUUUUUUAGGAGGAUUCCUCAGGAUGAUCCAAGUCAGAACGCCUCAGGAGAGAGGAGUCGAAUGACGUUUACUCCUCCUAACUGUGGAUCUAAAACUAUGGUUGAACCUCCAAAUCAACCGAAUUCAGCUAGCGAUUUGAAGAGCCUGCAGCUGGCUUGUGAAGUCAACCAUUGGAGCGCGAUUCUUCGACUCGCAAGUAUACUUCCCAUAUUUCCGAUGGUCUUAGGCAACCCUUGGCAAAUUGUCAUUCGACCCCCAACGAGGUCCCGACCCACAGGUUGAGAACCGCUGAUCUAAAGAAAGUAGCCAGAUAGAAAAGUCUCUUAAAUAAAAAUUGUCCUGAAAUAGCACAUUAUCAAGGCCCUUCUGGCUUGCAGAGUUAAUUUCUAACCCUCUGAUUUUUGCCUGGAUUUGGAGGUGUGUAGCUUUUCAAAAGGUGAGAUAUGUCCAACCCAGAAAAUUUUCUCCUGUUCUCUCCUGUUCAGUCAAUCACUCAGACUGGUCCUUCAGGGGAUAGCAAAAGCUGUUUGCUGAAAUGCUAGAAAGAAUGUUCCCCUCUCGUUUCCUUCUGCAAGCUCAGGAAGGAUUGGAGUCACCAAGAACUGGGGAUUUAAAGGCCCAUCUGCAAGUUGAUUCUCUCCACAUGCUGAGAGUCUUUGAUGGUGGUUGCAUCAUCUUCUUGUGUCAUAUCUGUCAUCAGACGUUGGCGAUCAUGUUGGCAAUCCUAUUUUCGUCAACACAGGAAAAAGUGCUGCUGAGUUUUGUCCAAACAGUCCCUUAUGUUUUGAAGCCAUGAUUUUCUUCUUCUGCCUGGACCUCGUUUCCUCUUUCCCCGGAGGAUUAAGUGAAGGAUGCCCUAUUUUUCUGGGUGUCGCAUCACAUGUCCAAAAUAUUCUAACUUUCGCUUUUUAACGGCUUUGAUGGUUUCCCUUUGCUUUCCCAGACAGCUUAUUACUCCUCAUUUGUGAUUUUGUUAACCCAGUUUAUAUGUAACAGCCAUCUGUAAAUCCAUAUUUCAAAUGCUUCAAGUUUCUUCGAGUGGUUUUUUUGUCAGAGACCAAUUCUCUACUCCGUAGAGCAGGAUAGAAAAGAUGUAACAUCUGACAAUGGAUAUACAUACAGUAGAUAAUUAGACAGGCAUAUACACAGAAAUAAAGGGACGUGGUGGCUCAGGGGCUAGGACGUUGAGCUUGUCGAUCAAAAGGUCGGCAGCUCAAUGGUUCGAAUCCUUAGUGCUGCCAUGUAACGGAGUGAGCUUCCGUUACUUGUCCCAGCUUCUGCCAACCUAGCAGUUUCGAAAGCAUGUAAAAAUGCAAGUAAAAAAAAUAGGGACCACCUUUGGUGGGAAGGUAACAGCGUUCCGUGUGCCUUUGGCGUUGAGUCAUGCUGGCCACAUGACCACGGAGACGUCUUGGGACAGCGCUGGCUCUUCGGCUUUGAAACGGAGAUGAGCACCACCCCCUAGAGUUGGCAACGACUAGCACGUAUGUGCGAGGGGAACCUUUACCUUUUAUACACAGACAUAGAUAAUUCAAUCCAAAAAGAAACAGGCUUGUUUCACUGAAUGACAUUUAGAAUACUACAGAAUCAUGUGGAUAGCCAGUUCAGAAAUGUGAAAAAUAAAUGAACGUUGAUAAAACCUUUGCUAUCUUUGCUUUGGCAAUUUCUAAGUAAUAACAGAUGUCUUCCAAAUCCUCCCAGGUCUGUUUUGUUCUUUUCUUUUCUUUUUUUCUUUGUUCAGGAGGGUCCUGUGUCCUUUGAAGAGGUAGCUGUAUAUUUUUCUGAAGAGGAGUGGUCUCAACUGGAUGCUCACCAAAAAGAGC
Ahaetulla prasina is the source of this 6098-nucleotide messenger RNA. RefSeq names its product zinc finger and SCAN domain-containing protein 26-like. The transcript is spliced from 5 exons. The record is from RefSeq and is a predicted model, not a curated record. NCBI's taxonomy places the organism in Eukaryota, Metazoa, Chordata, Lepidosauria, Squamata, Colubridae. The coding region runs from base 3724 to 4557 and encodes 277 amino acids.